UCUUUUUUUGGAUUGACAGAACUUGGAUAUUAUAACCUUUUCUGCCUUGCGGUCGAGGGAAAAAAAUUAAAGGAAAAAAAAGAAAAAAAAAAAAAACUCCAAGGACUCAGCAUCUGACUUUUCUGAUGCCAACGUUGUAAUAACUCGAAUACCUUUGCCCCCUCUCUCUUUCUCCAAAGACCCUUUUUCUUGAUUUUAAUGUGGGUGUGAAUUAUUCAGGUUUUCAAUCAUAAUUCUCAGUUCAUAAAGUUCUAGGUGGUUGGUCAGGCUCCUCGCAGAAGUCUUCCAAGAGGGGCAUUAUUGUUUGUCAAGGCAAAACUGGAAUGAGAAGUCUUCUUUAUUUGUGGAAUGUACUGACUGGGAUGCUUUGAACUUGUGUUCGUGGGGACUUCGAUCGAAAAGGCAAUGUCUUCUGGUGAUAGUUCUGCUAAUGGCCACAAGGAUGUUGAGAAUCAGGCCCAAAGCUUGGAUUUUGCAAGCAGGCUCAACUUAGGAGCAACUUCUGCACCAAAAAAUGUGAAAGGAAAAGAAAAUCUGAUCAACUCUGAAGACCAAGAAACCAUGGAACUUUAUUCACGGGCUAGCACUCAAGAGAAGGAAAUUUCGUAUCUUAGGGAACAAAUUGCUCUUGCCAGUAUUAGAGAAUCACAACUGUUGAAUGAGAAAUAUGCAUUGGAGAGGAAAUUUGCUGAGUUACGGGUGGCUCUAGAUGAAAAGCAAAGUGAAGUUAUAACUUCUGCAUCAAAUGAGUUGGCACGAAGGAAAGGUGAUCUUGAAGUAAAUUUAAACUUGCUUAGACAAUUAAAGGUUGAAGAGGACGAGAAACAUAUCUUUACAUCAUCUAUGCUAGGAAUAUUGGCUGAAUAUGGUGCUUUACCUCAUGCUACUAAUGCCUCUGCCCUAACAGACAGCAUCAAGCAUUUACAUGAUCAACUGCAGUUGAAGAUAAGAACUUCACAUGCCAGACUUGCAGAGGUGAAUUCCAUGAUUGGAAAUAAUUCAAGAAAUGGUUUUGUUGAUAAAGAUGCUCCAGGUUUAAGUCCAAUGAUUGGCCAAUUUCCAAGCAGUUCUACGGGUGUGCGUGGAUUUUCUCACUAUAGCCAGUAUGGUGAUGGAAAACAUUUGGAAUCAGCUGAUGAUGCGUCAAGAUAUGUACAAGAUAAUGAUCCUAAACAAGUCAGAAGCUUAACGCGGAGUGUUGCGAAUAAUGAGAAUCUUCUAAGGACAAUACCUGACAUUGAUAGAAAUGUUGCAGGCCAUUUUAUGGAGAAUAUGCCUGAAAGAAAUGGGUACUUCUCGGGAUCUGACCAAAGAACUACUGAUCAAUUUUCCCAUCCUCCAAUGAUGCAUGAUGGGGUUGGUUCUUUUGAUUCAGAAGAAGAUGGACCUGGAAUAGAGGGCUUUCAAAUUACUGGAGAUGCUAAACCAGGAUGCAAACUCUUAGGCUGUGGAUAUCCUGUACGUGGAACUUCUCUCUGCAUGUUUCAGUGGGUUCGCCAUUAUCCAGAUGGCACAAGGCAGUAUAUCGAAGGAGCCACAAAUCCAGAUUAUGUAGUGACAGCUGACGAUGUUGAUAAACUUAUUGCUGUUGAGUGCAUUCCAAUGGAUGAACAAGGCCGACAGGGUGAUCUUGUCAGAAUCUUUGCCAAUGAUCACAACAAGAUUACAUGUGAUGAAGAGAUGCAACAGGAGAUCGAUACCUAUAUAUCUAAAGGCUUGGCAAUAUUUAACGUCCUAAUUCUUUUAGAUUCCUCUGAAAACUGGGAGCCAGCAACUCUAUUUAUGAGGCGGUCGGGCUUUCAGGUUAAAGUUGAGAGAAACCAGGAUGUUGUAAUUUCCGAGAAAUAUUCUAAAGACUUGUUGAUCAAAAUACCAAGUGGCCUCUCGGCGCAGUUUGUCUUGACAUGUUCAAACGGCUCAUCAUAUCCCUUUAGCACAAAUAAUGACAUAAGAAUGCGAGAUACACUUGUGCUGACGAUGAGAAUCUUCCAGGGCAAGGCUUCGGACGAGAAGAGGAAGGGUAAAGCAUGAUCGAGUCAUCGCCUUCAUCUUGUAGGUGCAGUGUUUAUAGCGAUUCUUCAUUCUUUCUUGGAAUAGAGAUACCCUACAGUUUCUGCCAUACAGUUGAGAAUAAGUAGCCAAAUAUAGUGCAUUUCCGUUUCCGGGUUGUAUUAUGUUUUGUUGUAGCAGUGUAGUUGUACAGCUUUAUUCUUGAUCGCAUGCCAUGUAAUAUGUGCAAGGUUGGGCAUUUUGGUAGGAUUUGCAUCUCAAUUUUGACUCUAUACCAUGUCAUUGAUAACCU
Sesamum indicum (sesame) is the source of this 2302-nucleotide messenger RNA. RefSeq lists its product as uncharacterized. NCBI's taxonomy places the organism in Eukaryota, Viridiplantae, Streptophyta, Magnoliopsida, Lamiales, Pedaliaceae. Gene Ontology annotation, cellular component: plasma membrane. The record is from RefSeq and is a predicted model, not a curated record.